This is a messenger RNA of Nannospalax galili (Upper Galilee mountains blind mole rat), 948 nucleotides long. RefSeq names its product olfactory receptor 5B3-like. Gene Ontology annotation, biological process: sensory perception of smell; G protein-coupled receptor signaling pathway. The transcript has a single exon. The record is from RefSeq and is a predicted model, not a curated record. Bases 1 to 948 code for a protein of 315 amino acids. Gene Ontology annotation, molecular function: G protein-coupled receptor activity; olfactory receptor activity; odorant binding. NCBI's taxonomy places the organism in Eukaryota, Metazoa, Chordata, Mammalia, Rodentia, Spalacidae. Gene Ontology annotation, cellular component: membrane.
AUGACCCUGAUGGAGAAUGGGACAGAGGUGACAGAGUUCAUCCUCCUGGGACUAACAAAUGCCCCAGAACUGCAGGUUCCCCUCUUAAUCAUGAUCACUCUGAUCUACCUCAUCAAUAUGACUGGAAACCUGGGCAUGCUUAUGCUGAUUCUCUGGGACUCUCGGCUCCACACUCCCAUGUACUAUUUCCUAGGUAACCUGUCUCUCGUGGACAUCUUCUACUCCUCAGCUGUCACUCCUACAGCUGUGGCUGGCCUGCUUGCAGGAAAACAAGUCAUUUCCUAUAAUGCCUGUGCUGGUCAGCUGUUCCUCUUUUCAAUCUUUGCUUCCACAGAAGACUUCCUCUUGGCUGCAAUGGCCUAUGAUCGCUAUGCAGCAGUGUGCAAACCCCUGCAUUACAGCACCACCAUGACCACACAUGCAUGUGCCUGCCUGACCAUGGCCUGCUAUGCUGGUGGAUUCCUCAAUGCCUGCAUCCACACUGGGGAAACAUUCAGGGCCUCCUUCUGUAAGUCCAACAUGGUCCAUCACUUUUUCUGUGAUAUUCCAGCAGUCAUGGUUCUCUCUUGCUCUGAUAGAAAUAUUAGGGAGAUGGUCCUUGUUUAUGCAGAUAGCUUUGUGAUCUGUUCUGCGCUCCUUGUCAUUUUGAUAUCAUACAUGUUCAUCUUUAUCGCCAUCUUCAAGAUGAACUCAGGUGAGGGCUACCAGAAGGCUGUGUCCACCUGUGUUUCCCACUUCACUGCAGUCUCCAUUUUCUACGGGACUCUUAUUUUCAUGUACUUACAGCCCAGCUCCAGUCACUCCAUGGACACUGACAAAACUGUGUCCGUGUUCUACACCAUGGUCAUCCCCAUGCUGAACCCUCUGGUCUACAGCCUACGGAACAAAGAAGUGAAAAGGGCAUUCAAGAAGGCUGUGGAGAAGACAAAAUACUCACUAGGAAUUUGA